Messenger RNA from Sabethes cyaneus, 1842 nucleotides. Its product is annotated as WW domain-containing oxidoreductase-like. The coding region runs from base 559 to 1779 and encodes 406 amino acids. The record is from RefSeq and is a predicted model, not a curated record. Gene Ontology annotation, molecular function: protein binding. Lineage: Eukaryota; Metazoa; Arthropoda; Insecta; Diptera; Culicidae. The transcript is spliced from 4 exons.
CCAGCAUUGAACAGUCAGUACAGGUUCAAUCAGAAACCUAUGCAGGUUUCAUUGAUUACUUCAUACAUACAGCACUGCACUAAUAGUACAAAUACCUAUAACUACAUAUAUAACAUGGUCAUCGGGAGAAGAGAGAGAGCGCGCGAAGAAACACUAUGGAAAUAACUAGUUUGUGGUGGAUCAAUUUGAUUAUAACUAAAAGACACCGGUUAAGGUGACAUCCCUUCCCUGCAGUGCGCAUUCCUCAAUCACAACGGCACCACCGUAUCAGCUAUUUCUACAACUACACUUAAGGAACUGGAAAUGAAACUUUUGCGUAUCUCUGUUUCUGCGAGCAUUUCUAGUUUCGUUUGCUGUUCCGUUUCCAUGCGAUUCCGUCUGUUCCAUUGGUUUCACGGGUUCCACCGGUUCCAUUCAAUGUUUUGUUCCAUUCAUCCAUCCAUCUCCAUCAACUACGUCGAAGCUGUACAUAGUAAGUACAGCUACUUUUACUAGUUAUAAUACAACUAGCCAGUCAACUAGUCAGGUUUUGCUAGUCCAAAGAGAAAGUUUAGUGUUAUGCCAGUUCCACUUCCCGAUUCGGAUUCCGAGGACGAGUUGCCUCCUGCGUGGGAAGAGCGAGCGACCACCGAUGGCUUUGUUUACUACGUAAACCAUCAAAGUAAAGCAACUCAGUGGACCCAUCCCCGUACCGGAAAGAUGAAACGAGUGUCCGGUGAUCUACCGAUCGGCUGGACUAAACAAGUGGAGGAAGCAACCGGAAAGAUUGUGUUUACCGAAGAAGCCACCCAGAGAAAAUCUUACAGUGAUCCUAGACUAGCUUUUGCCGUUGAAGAAGCUCCCCAAGUUGUUGGACAACUGCGUCAGCGAUUCGAUAGUAGUACGAAUGCUCUUCAAGUACUGCAUGGACGUGAUCUUAGUGGGAAAAUAGCAAUUAUUACUGGCGCCAAUACUGGUAUUGGCUUCGAGACCGCGCGCUCGUUAGCUCUACAUGGAUGUGAAGUAAUUCUUGCUUGCCGUAAUGAAAAAUCAACGAACCAAGCCAUUGCCAGGAUUCGAAGCGAGAAAGAAUCAGCUGGCAAACUAUGUAAAUUUUUCAAAUUAGAUUUAGCCAGCCUGCGUUCUACGAAAGAAUUCGCGGAACAAAUUAAGGCUAAAUAUAAGCAUAUUGAUAUGCUUAUCCUCAACGCUGGGGUUUUUGCUUUACCUCACUCUUUAACAGAGGAUGGCUACGAAACUACAUUCCAAGUGUGCCAUUUGUCACACUUCUAUUUGACCAACUUGCUAUCAGAUAUUGUCGACCAUACUUCAAGAGUUGUUAUAGUUUCAUCCGAAUCACAUCGCUUCAGCAUGCUUCGCACUAGUGAUAUAACCGAAAGCAAUCUUUCACUGCCCGCCAAUAAGUAUUGGAGCAUGAUUGCAUAUAACAACGUAAAGCUAUUCAAUGUUUUGUUUGCGUUUGAACUUGCCAAACGGUGGAAAACUCGUGGCAUUUCUGUGUUUGUACUGCAUCCCGGCAACUUAAUUUCGUCGGAUAUUUCUCGCAACUGGUGGUUUUAUAGGCUGAUUUUUGGCCUUGUAAGACCAUUUACCAAGUCGUUGCAGCAAGCUGCCAGUACGACUAUUUAUUGCGCCACUGCACACGAGCUGAAUGGACUGACUGGACUGUACUUCAACAAUUGCUACGUUUGCGAGCCUGCCAGAAGUGCGAAGAACGAACGCAAGCAAGAAGCUCUGUGGGAACUUAGCGAAAGCAUGAUCGAACGGAUUUCCAAAUAGUUUUGUACUUUUUGCUUAACCAAUUGUUAAUAACUUUUUAUUUUGAUCAAUAAUAUAUUUUAC